AUGCAGGGGGGAAAUCCAGACUCCCACUCUGCCACGGAAAACCCUCCAGAGUUACUAUCGCCUCCUCAAAUAGGGCAGCACCAUGUCAUCAACGAUCCAGGAAGCGUUGUUCAUUCUGGUAUUCCGUCUGCUCAACAUUCUAGAUAUCCUUCUCAAAAAUUGGCCACUGAUGCUCAAAAUAUGACGUUGGCACCUGCUCAUGUCGUAACUUCGAACAAUCCAGGUCAUAUUCAACCAUCUCCAAUUUACAGCAUUCCAAGGCAUAAUAAUUCUACCAGAUACCCAGCCCCUCAAAUGUCCAUACAGCAACAUCAACAGUCAAUCCCAAACCAGGCUCAUCACCCACCUCCACAUCAUCUGCAUCAGCAUUCCCUUUCCUUUUCUCAGCCCAUAACGUUUUCUCCGCAACAGUAUGUCUUUCCUACCCCAAAUCUCCCUCCACCAUCACAAGUUCAGCUGACCUUUCCGCAGGCGCAACAGGUCCCUUCUCAAAUCCCAGAUCAGAAAAGUUCUUAUGGUCCCCCUAUGAUGAUGGAGAUGCCGCAAGGAAGACAUUCGGCGCAGACAUCUUCAGGAAGUAUUUCAGCUUAUGUUUUUCCGCCUCAACCUGGUGUUAAGCAGGCGCAGAAACACCUUAAAAAAUCUCAUACCACUGUCGCUGAAUCUGAUGCCAAGUUGAAGGAACAAGCUUAUUCAGCAUUGUCUAUUCCUUUCGAUGAAUAUGCCAACUCAGUCAAACUUUCCGAAUCGGACAGAGAUACCACUCCCUCCAGACAGACAACUAAUAAAGAGCGACAAGAAGAAGCAUCUUCCAGAGAAAGGCAGAGACAAGUUUUUGGCAUGGUUGUUCUUUUGAAAACCUGUGAGUUGAGUGCAGAUUCAGUUGUUGCCAGAAAUAAGAUCUACAACUAUUAUGCUUCCAUCUGUUUGAGCAAUGGCAUAUCUCCUCUCAGCGCAGCAUCAUUUGGCAAAUUGGUUCGAAUAGUCUUUCCAUUGGUUACCACUAGACGUUUGGGAACUAGAGGGCAAAGUAAGUACCAUUACUGCGGCAUUAGACUUAUAGCCGAUUCCGAAAGUUGUCCAAAAGAUUCUGCAUUUCCUCUACAAUUUUCGACAUCCCAGACAACGUCACAGAAUAACUCAUCAUUUGGCUCUCCUUAUCAAUCAAGUGUGAACAUGUCUACAAGCCAGUUUUCUCAAGCGAACCCUCCUACCUUUACGAAUUCCCCUGCUUCUGGUUCUGUUUCGGUCAUAUCUAAUAGGUUGACUUCGAUUAAUACUGCGGACACUGCACUUUCCGCACUUGAUAACUUCGCCCAUGUUUCUCUCAAAUUUGACAUGGAUCUUUGCUUGAAAAUGCAUUACCCGAAUAAGGAUGACGAAGAGAUGGAAGAUUCAAUCACUCUUCCAGAAUUAUUAGAUCAUUUAGAAGCUUAUGAUACUCAGAUACCCGAAUUCAGUGAGAAGAAUAUUGACUCACUUCAGGCUUUAUACAAAGACCAUUGUGUUUCCAUCUUUAAAUCUUUAAGGUAUAUGCACCUCAACAAGUUGUUUCAGCAAGUGCUUUCUUUUCCAUCGCAACUGAGUAAAGACCAGUACGCUAUUUUUGUGUCUCCGUAUGUUAGCUCAUGGAUUGUGCAAUGUGAUUUAGUAACUUACAAGGCCAUAUUGAAAAUGUUGUCCAAAAUAGCACUUCAAAAAGUUCCUGAUUAUGUUGUGCAACAACUGAAAGUUGUCUGUACCACUUUACCUGAAAAUAUUUCGAAUUUGAAUUUACCGGCAGUUGUACUGCAAGUGAAGCAACCCCUGGUAGAUUAUUUCUGCAAGUUAGUAUCUAGGUUGAUACGUGUCACCAUGUCAACAGGGUGUGCAUCCAAAGUGCUAAGCAACCCUCAAUCGAAGAAGUCAAUCAUCAAAAGCUGGCAAAAUAAUGUCUCUUUCGAUUCAUUAGCCCUUAGGGUUCUACCAUGUCCCAAAGAAAAUAGGGAAAAAGUUCUUGAAAUUCUCACGAAGCAGGUUCCUUUGUUCCUGGAAUCCAUAUCUAGUUCAAAAGAUACCAAAGAAAUCAAAACUGAGGAAGGGUCUACAUCUGUUCUUCCCACUGACAGAGUAGUCGAAGCUUUUAGUUCGUUCCUGUUAACGCAAACAAAAAGCUUUCCAACUGUACCUGCCUCAUUUUUUUUAUUAUGUCUGAACAGUAUCUUAACUACUGCCUUGAGAGACAUCUCUCUUGCGGGGUCGGAAGCUUUUUCUUCCUGGUGGCUAGUAAAAUGCUGGAUUGAUGAAUGGAUGGGAUGGUGUGCGGAAUACAGUGGAUUCUUGCUAGCUUCGACGGCUAGUUUUCUGUUAGACAAUCCUGUGCAGAGUAGUAGUGAAGAAAAUGCGUAUGUGAACAGCAGCGUUUCAAACUCUCAGAAUGUCCCAUCGAAUGUCCAACAUUCCCACGAGAAUGAAAAAGCUCAUGAAAGCAACCAAGAAGAAGGAAUUCAUAUGGGACAAAGUGUUAUCGGAAGGCAGAAUAGCGUCCAUUCCGGCAAGAGCAACCCAAACAAGACUGACAAGAAUGAAGGAACAGAUCAUGAAAUUGACAUUCCUGUAAUGGCUGAUACGUUCGACGAUCACCUUGACGAUGAGUUCAUACAUGUGGACGAAGACGGUAUUAUUCCCUCCAAACGCCAAAAAUUGGAAGCUGACUUCGUCACAAGAAUGGAUGAUGAGUCUGGCUCUCAAAUCGAUAGCGAUAUCUCUCUUUUGCAUAAACGACUUGAUAUUCCAGAGGAGUUUACAUCUUAG
This is a messenger RNA of Komagataella phaffii GS115, 2793 nucleotides long. RefSeq lists its product as uncharacterized. Gene Ontology annotation, biological process: regulation of transcription by RNA polymerase II. The record is from RefSeq and is a predicted model, not a curated record. The coding region runs from base 1 to 2793 and encodes 930 amino acids. Gene Ontology annotation, molecular function: DNA-binding transcription factor activity, RNA polymerase II-specific; RNA polymerase II cis-regulatory region sequence-specific DNA binding. The transcript has a single exon. Lineage: Eukaryota; Fungi; Ascomycota; Pichiomycetes; Pichiales; Pichiaceae.